AUGGUAAAUCUCUCAGAUCUUUCAAUGGAGCUCUUCCGCGCCACCAUAGAAGCGACGGUGAAGGAGCUCGGCUUGCGACGCUCCAUGAGGCUCCGCAAGGUCAGCAGAUUGUUCAACGAUGAAGUUCUGCGCGCCUUUGAAACACUCUUCGUUUUCCACAGCAACACCCGGUUCCGUUUUCGUCUAGAUUACAGAGCGCUAAACACUUACCAAUUCGGUGCUGCACUGAUCCCUUUCACGGCCCGAUUCUUGUCUCGCCGCCCGCAUACUAACCCAGCCGGGUUCUGGAAGGUUUUCAGCGCCGACCCUGUAGCUGAGCACUAUCCUCCCUCUCGGGUGACGGAGCCUUGGGAACUCAACAUCUCGACCUUUCUGAACCAGCUCCUGGACCACCUACGUGUACCGGAGAACGGCCGAUACGAUGCCCUGGUGAUAUUGUGCGAGUACCUGGACAGCUCUCUUGCUGUCCUUGAUGGUAUCAGUAGUUGCAACUUUUCGUCGCCCGGCAUCAUUUCGGGAGUGCUCCGUGGUUUCAGACCUUUGAUCAACAAGGACCUCGAGGCAAGCAUUAUCCCAGUGGCCAUCUUACUAAAACGGGAAGACAUAUACGAACCCCUCCUUGAGUCCGCAGCGCGAAAAGACGCUCGUUACUGGGGUCACAUGUUUGAAACCCCGGUUCAUGCCGCAGUCAUGUCUUUGCAGCACAAUUUGACAACGCGUCUCCUGCGUAUGUUCAGUGCCAACCUUGAGAGUCCUAAGCAUAAUCAUCUCAUCAUUCCAAUAGAGCGCGCCAUAGAAACCGGAGACUUGGAAAUGGUAAACAUUGUCCUGGGCAAGGGGACCCAUACACACCGUCGUGGUGCCCCCGAAUACUCAGCUGAUCCGUUUCAACUUCGCCGGGGCUUGAUGAAAUCUGCAAGGCUAGGCCAUGUCGCCGUUACAAACCGUCUACUGGAGUACCUGCAAGUUACGCCUUUGAGGAGAUUUGGAUCACUCCUGGCAAGCGCAAUGGACUGCGCCACCAUUCAUGGACACGUCAGCACAAUGGAGCUUCUUGCACAGUACGGGGCGAGAAUCACCAAACCCUACGGGGGACGUGGUGCCGAUCCCACACCCCUAGAUCUGGCGUGCUGGACUGGGAAUGAAGAUACUGUGAGAUGGGCUCUUUCCAAUGCAGGGGAGUUGUCCGCAAAGAUGGUAAAGGAUGCCAUUUUCGCGGCUGUCUUGGGCAAUCAAGUCUUAGCUCUUCACUUGAUCAUGACAGCCGAACCAGAUCUGACCAUGUUCGAAUGGUCCGACUGGUUCGACAUCGUGUACCAAGGGAUCCAGGCGCGCCGCUAUGCUGCCCUUCGCUACCUGCUUGACGAAGCCAAAGUUCUCGACGGGCCGCCUAGAUUCAGAGGAGAAACAGUGGAGACCGGCGCAUUGCUCAAGCUCUGCGCCAUGGACGGCCAUGUCGAGAUUUUCCGAGCUCUGCUACGCGCCGGCUUCUCGCCGAAUGCCCCGUCGCUCGAAUCAGACGAGCCCACGGGCUUCUGGACGCCCAUGAUGUGGGCGCACACAUCUAGCGAGCCCGGAUCGCGGCAGAUCGAGGACAUACUUGAGCGGCUCGGCAUCGAGAGGGCGGACAUGACUGUGGAUCCUUGGAAGUAUUGGCUAGAAGUGGGAUACUACCCCCAACCGGCGACGCGAAUGUACUCGAAGAUGCCGGCAUGGAAACGAGUCAGCACGUGUAAGCCUUCAGUGCGCACUGACGAGUCUAUUCUUGUCAAUGUGUCAUCAUCUAAGUAG
Molecule: messenger RNA, 1791 nt
Organism: Neoarthrinium moseri
Lineage: Eukaryota; Fungi; Ascomycota; Sordariomycetes; Amphisphaeriales; Apiosporaceae
Exons: 2
Coding region: 1-1791 (596 amino acids)
Molecular function (GO): protein binding
Source: RefSeq, a predicted model, not a curated record